This is a messenger RNA of Chilo suppressalis (striped riceborer), 5618 nucleotides long. Lineage: Eukaryota; Metazoa; Arthropoda; Insecta; Lepidoptera; Crambidae. The record is from the annotation of a GenBank genome assembly.
AGAAAGUAAUCACUCUGUCUGAGUAAAUUGAAAAAGGUAGAUGUCUUAAUAGUCAUUGUUCUUGACCCUCUAGAAUUAAUUUUUAAAUAAUGUACUCUUUUCGAGUUUCCUUUUGUCAAUAAAUCUGUCUCGCUGAAUAAAUAAACAAAUUUUUUGUAAAAUGCUAAAUAAAAAAAAUCAUUAAAAUACAAUUUAACUAAAGAUGGAUAAAGGAAAAACUCCAUGUAAAUGUCCUCCCAGGCUUCGAAAAAUGUGCAAACAUGUUAAGGCAACGGAUUGCAGAGACGUUUCGGAUAUUAUUGAAGCUCUCACUUAUGAGGCACAAAUGAGUAAAGAAACUAAAAAGUCGAAGCCUCCUAAGUUCAAAACUAAACCUUUCCAGCCACGUCAUUAUAAAGACACAUGUGUUCCUAUGGUACCUUCAAUGCAUACAAGGUUACGGUAUAUCGGGCAUUGUGCUGUAGAACCACCUAUUUCAUCCGACGAAAGAUCAAGAAAAGUUUACAACGAGUACGACUUUGAUUCUACGUCAGACGAAUCUACAAGUGGUAUCUUGAGAAGAAAGAAAAAGAAGAGGGAAAAAUUUAAAAAGAAAGUAACUUAUUUCGACAUGCUACCUGGUGAUAUUAUGUUACCAUCACCGGCUCCAGUUAUCAAACAUACACCGUCUGAUAAAUCAAUAUUAAACGUUCCAAGCCCGAAGAUAAGCGGUGAAAUCAUUCAAGCACAAAGAGCAAGCGUGAAGCCAGCGGAGUUGGUGCCACCGUUGCCACCCAAAGCAGCUGAUCAGCUUUACAAACCACAUAGUGGUAUAAUCAUCAACAGAGAUAAGGACUUUGUUCCUGAUGCCGUCCAUAUUACCGGACCAAAGAUACUGGGGAGAAAAGAAAAGAGGCGACGACCGUGCCACAAACGAGGUGUCUGCUGCAAAAAAACAUGUAAAAGGAAAAAAUGUAGACGUUACGCGGCUAUGACAAAACGUAAGAUGCAGCAUCGGAACAUAAGGUCUGCAUCAGAAGUUUCAUACACCACAUUGGGUGUUACUGACGGAAAACCAAGAGCUAAGAGCAGCCGUAAACAUGUGAAGGACGAUGAUUCUGUUUGUGGACUUGACGAAAUACCGAGACCAGAACAUGUUCAAAUACCAGCAAACCUAAAACGUGGGACACUUCAAACGCAUUCUCUUACUGUGUUACCUUGUACGAAAGAAAGAAAACCCGACGUUCACUAUGGCAUCCUCACCGGAUCAUUUAACAUGUAUGAUGCAAAAUUUGGCGGUAGAUCUAGAGGUAGGCAAGCGCUUACCAUGAGUGUAAUGGCUUACUGUUUGGCAUUUCAUUACCAUCCUAAACAGUGGACGAUGAAACUCGUUGACAAUUUGGUAGACGCUGGAGAUCAGUGGUACGUGCAAUGCUUAGAAAAAGUUCACGACCAUUCUGCCGUUCAAGGAAUUUGUGAAGUAUUGCCAUUUGGAAAAAAACAAACGCUGGUCUUAAAUGGAAAACGUAUGCAAGUUUUGCUUGGCGAGCCUGAUAUAGUCGGAUAUACUAUGUCUCUGGAUCCAACUGUGUACAACCUUUGUAGGGGACUAAAAGCUUUCUUCCGUGAUAACCGAGCUGGAGUUUUGAUGACAAGGGUGUUAAAGGUAGUAAUUUGGAAGGAUCGCAUUUGUUAUUAUAUAUUUGACCCAGCUGGAAGAGACUCUAAAGCCUAUUCAAAUUUUGCUAACGGUUGUGCUGCUCUUAUGAACGUUAGAGACGUGAAUUCCGUUUCUGACAUAUUAUUGGCACGCAGUGUUGUGGAGGAUCAAAAAUUUGUUCUGGCCCCUGUGAAAGUAUUGAAAAUGAUUGACGAGAAAUGUGACGAAGAUUUAGAAUCAGACAAAGAGUUAACUCAAGCUGAAAAGGCUAUGAUGGGUUACAGAAUUUUAAAUGAGAACUGUGCCAUAGUAAACGCAAACAUGCAUUUAGGUGACCGAUGCUUUGAAGAUACCAAAUAUCGUCAAGCCUUAACUAUUGCAGUAGCGGCUAUGACCUAUGCUAAAAUAUCACCUCCCAACACUUGGUUUACGAAAACCUUGGACAAAAUCUUGCGUUUGGGUAACAUACUCUAUGUUGACUGUAUCCAUCCAAAAGUUAUGGUAGACUUGACUAUUGACAAUAUACCUAAUGAAAUCAUUAUCGGGCCGUAUGCUUGCGAAAUUAUCAUAUAUAGAGAAAGGGUCAAAGGACAGCUCUUUACAACAAAAGAAUGUUUAUUCAAUAUAAGAACUGGCUUAGAAGAGUUUUUCAGUCAUGAGUAUAAUAGUGGUAUAUUAGAAUUCAAUAAUUAUGCACUGGCAAUGUGGAGGCAAAAGGAUAUGUUCUAUAUGUUUGAUCCUUAUCCACGCACGAAUGACGGUCGACGGUCUGUUAAAGUAGGAAGAGCUUGUUGUUUGAUGCUACUUAAUUCAGACGCCAUUGUUGAAGUUUUCACUAAGAAUUGGGAUUAUUUGCCAGCCACAACUCAAUUUUACAUACAUGCAUUCAAAGUACUAAAAUUAAAAAAAAGAGAACCAAAGACACAAAUAGUGUGCACUCUGAGUGAUGAACAACUUUUCGGAUCUAAAAAGGUGAAAAAGAAAGUCCUUCCGGCAAGCCAAGCACAUGGGGACGGCAAAGAAAUAUUUCACGAUGUUUUACCGAUGGAUAACCUGAAAGAAAAAACUGUUGGACCACAAGUAGACGAAGAGCGAAUGGGGGACAUUAUAUCGUUGGUGGAUAGUAUACAAGAGGAUUACUUUCCACCGAUUCCUCUGAGAUACAAAAAUAUGGCACCGGAACCGCUGGAACCAAAAAUUGUAAACUUGGAUUCACCGACGGUGUCAGUAACACAAGUUGUGCCGCCAUGGCCAAAGCCGCGCGACAAAACCAACGAACCCAUUGAGCCCGACCCAGAUCCCGAACCAACUCCUCCUCCUACUCCUCCGCCAAUGCCGCCUCCGGAAGGUGGAGAGGAAGAGGAGGAAGAGGUCGAAGAAGAAGAGGAUGAAGAAACGAUGAAAAGAAAGAAGGAAGAGGAAGAAAGACGUAAAGCCGAAGAGGAAGAGGCACGAAGAAAAGCCGAGGAGCUCCCACCGCCACUACCGCCCCCACCGCCUUCACCACAAGGAGAACCUGAAGUUCCGCUUGCACUUCCCGCAAUACCGAUGGAAGAUGAAGUUGAGACCAUGGAGCCUGUCAAUGUAGAUAGACGUAUAUUGCUCGCAGAAGAUGCAAAAUUUAGAUUCAAACUUAGGCAGUUACGGAAGAAGUUCACCACGCCACUUAUGGAAGCCCGAGCAGAAUUAACUCCGUCGCAGGAACGCCUGCACCCUAGUAAUUUCAAGAACUUACCAGACAAUACUGAAAUUAUAAGAGGAACAACUCAGGGCAUAUCUGAUGAGAAAGGAUUGGAAGUCCUUCCAUUUGCCGCCAUUAUGGCAAUAGUAACAUCAUACAAAUAUACCUUAAACACUUGGACUCCAGGCAUCGUUAAUUUUGUAGUGGACACAGCGAAAAAAUUACAUAGUAAAAAGAAAGAAAAGUUUCAACUUGCACCUGUUCAUAUUCUACCGAAAAUUGCUAUUGGACAUCAGGCUUAUCACGCUAACAUUGAUGUAGUGGGUGAAGGUGCCACUUGGCAAUUGGAAAACGUGUUGACAAAUAAGUUUUUCUUGAGAUACGAUCGAGGAAUGAUCACAACAUCCAACUACAGCUGUGCAUUUUUUAAGAGAAAUGGAUUAUACUACUUAUUUGAUGGAAGCACAUGUAAUCCUAUGGGUUUAAGAGACGGAAAAGGCAAAGGGAAUGCAUGUUUAUUGAGAUUCACCUACUUACAUGAUCUCGUGAUUAGGGUCUUGUUCAACAAAGACGGGAAAAAAGAAGACCAGCAAUUUAUUUUGAGCAGAAUAUUAGUGAGAAGACUUCUGACAGAACCUCGUUUGAAGUUACCUGAAGAUUAUGACUAUGAAAUAGGAAGACCUAAAUCCACGAAAUCAAAACCAUCAAUUAUAUCUCCAACAAAAUCCGAUAAAAAAAGCAGUAUUGAUGAAUCUUCAAAGAAAAGCCAAACCGUGGUUGGCUAUCAACAAAUGGAUGGUGGGUAUAGACUUGAAGGUACAACUUCAGUCAAAGAUUCGAAAACCCCAAGUUCAGAUGUCAAAACUUGUCAUUUUGUUUGUUUGAUAGCAAUGUUAAUGGCUACAAUGCAUCCUAUCAGAACGUGGGAUCAUGUCAUGGUAGAUACCUGCAUAGAGAAAGGUCUUGAAAUUCACGAAAAAGCCACAAAUCUCAACGUUUGCGAAAAGAGAGUAAUAAAAAAUAUUAUUUUGGACGGCAAAUUUAUAAAUAUUAACAUAAAAAAAAUUAUUGUCGUUAAUGAAAAUCCUGAAAAAAAGCUUGAACAAUACUUGAAUGCCGUCCUAAGAAGACUUAGAUACGUUUUAGUCAGAUUUCCAACUUGUAGUAUAGUUAUAUGUCAAACUGAAGGAUAUUAUCAUCUUUUUGAUCCUUAUGCAUCAGCGGUAUCUGAAGAACCUGCAAGAAAAGACAGUGAUAUUACGUCUAAGGAUUCCGUACCUAAACAAAAAGCCAAUAAAGUAGCAUCGUGGACGCUUUAUAGAUCCAUGGACGGGUUGAUUCAUAGAGUUAAGAAAUUAAUUCCGUCGGCUUCAGUAAAUCACCCAGAAUUCUAUACUUUCGAAUUGACUUCGGUAAAAACUGCACCACGACAUUCUGCAAUGAACUAUAGAGUAAGUCCAUUGUUUAAGCCAGAUGAAAAUCCUAAUAUGCCUUAUUUAAAACGCAGAAAAAUUCGGCCAACUGUCGAUGAAAAAAUGUACUGGCUAAAUAUUGAAUCGAUACCAUGGUCACGAAUGAAUCCUGUCAAUGAUUUAGGAUUUGAAAGAAAAACUCCACGCACACUGUGGAAGGAGUGGGAUAUCGAAUUUCCUGGAGACCUUUUCUCUCUGUGGGGAACUUUACAUCCAAUGGAUUCUAAAUUUGAUCCAAAUCAUCGUGGAAAACAAUAUCUGGCUACAAAUGUUGUAGCGAUAGUAAUGGUUGAGGCUUGUGAUCUCAGUGCGUGGACAAGUAGUUUCCUUGAUGGAAUAGUAGAAUGCGGUGAUAAAUAUCAUCAAACUUGUCAGGAUAAAUUAGCAUCUAAACCAAAUCACGAAGUAACGCUCGAAGACUUAGAUUCUAAAUUUGAUGACAUGUUCCCUUAUUCGUUUUCUGUUAAGUUCGAAAAAGUUAUAUUUGGAUUCGUCUAUAACAUAUUUCCUGAUCGUUUUAACAUGAGCAAAGCUUUAGUUUAUUUCUUUGAAAAAAAUAGGUAUGGAAUUUUGACAAGUCCAACAAAAAAUUUAGCAUUUGGAAGAUAUAAUUCCUCAUUCUUUAUGUUCGAUUGUCAGAGUCAUGGAGCACCAAUAUUUUGUCCAGGACAAGGGGCAUCUUAUAUAUUGAGAUGUGAAAGUCUGAACAGACUUAUUUACUGCAUGACAUUGACACUCAAUAUUAGAAGGCACGGUCAACAGUUCCAUUUGUAUAGUGUGACAGUAUCGCUCACGGAAAAGACAAAAUAAAUUUUUGCAAACCUUU